This is a messenger RNA of Saccostrea cuccullata (small rock oyster), 2079 nucleotides long. RefSeq lists its product as uncharacterized. Bases 1 to 2079 code for a protein of 692 amino acids. NCBI's taxonomy places the organism in Eukaryota, Metazoa, Mollusca, Bivalvia, Ostreida, Ostreidae. The record is from RefSeq and is a predicted model, not a curated record. The transcript is spliced from 2 exons.
AUGGACUCCAUCAGAGGCUCACAAAAUUCUUUAAUUACAUUAGUCAUCCUUUUAAUUUUUAUCAGUAAAACAGUCAUACAACACAUAUCAGAGUCAGUGUUUGUGGGACUGUGUCUUAAAGUGGGGACUUCACAACUGGUGGCCAUGAGAAGAGAUUUGGUGGAUAUUUUUGAUAAGACGAGAAAUCAAGUCAAUACAUUAGAUGUGUACAGUAUAAUGUUGAGUGGAAGUCAGAAAGAAGGAUUCAAACUGAAAGGUUCAGAUGUAGACAUGAUGCUCUGGCUGAACGAUCAUCGUGUGAUCUGGGAAUUAUUUCAGUCUCAAUAUUACAACACACAUAGACAAACACUGAUACUCUGUGACUGUUCUGAAAGCCCACCAGGAUUUACUCUGUUAUAUUUACUGUCACCAAGCAUGUAUAGUGAUUUCCAUAAAGCUUGUGUUAGAAUGAAUAACAGACAUUAUAUAUCUAGUUCUAAAUACAGACAGAUCAUGUUUUCUCUAUCAUCACUAAACCCAAGUCAACAUGGGCCCUGUGCCAGUGGAACAAUUGGAACAAAACAAUACGAUUCUGCCCACUGUUUUGUUAGUGACUUUUGGCCUUCAUCUGCCUCCUCAUGGAUAGACAGAUGUCACUCGUGGCCCCAGCCUCAUGUUGUUGAUGAAAUAGUAAAAAAUGGAUGUCACUUUGUACCAAUCGGACAUAAGCUGGGAAGACAUGAAGACCACGAAUGGAGAAUUUCUUUCUCUCUGGCAGAACAGAUACUAGUGUAUGCAAUGAACCACUGUCAAUUCUUAACUUAUGGCUUACUCAAAUUGAUCUUAACAGAAAUAAUUAACAAUGGAGUAGGUGAUGAUGAUAAAUUACUGUGUUCCUAUCACCUGAAGACAGCAGUUUUCUGGGUGAUUCAACAAAAUACAAUACCUCAUUGGUAUCCACAAAAUGUUCUGGAAUGUUUCUGGGUCUGUUUUAAACUGCUGUUGAAAUGGGUGUAUAAGGGGGUCUGUCCUAACUUUUUCAUUCCAGAAAACAACAUGUUUCUGAGUAAAAUUCAUGGUGACAAACAACACCAAUUAUUUAUUAGACUGUAUGGGUUGUAUGAGAAAGGUUUGGGAUUCCUGCUACACAGUCCCUCCGUUAGAUAUUGUAUUAUAAAUGUCCUCCAUAACCCCAAACUCUCCAUCUGUACAGAUGAACAUACUCUGAUUUCUGAGGCUGAGUUUGAUAUAAUCCUUUCUCAUGAAAUACACAGCUAUGACGCAUCACAGAAAUCAAACAUACAAAGCUGUAUGAGAUAUCAACAAACAAUCGAAAAUUUGAUAGGUUUACCCCUCCUGACACAGUAUCAAAACUUAAUACUUCAGAGUCUUACAACUUCUGUCCUUCAGUACACUGCUUUUAUAUUACAACUUAACACGCAUAAAAACAAACCAAGGUAUACAGCUGACAAAAUCUCCUGUCACAUGCUAAAAUUAGCUGCCAAGUUUGGUUGUAUUACUGACAUGAUGUACACAGCCAUGUAUUAUUACAAAACACUUAGAUACAUGAAAGCUUUAUCUAUUAUAGAGAUGAUCAAGGUCAAGUUAGCACAGCCAUGUGUGAUGUAUAACAAUUAUGUAGAAACAGAGAGGUAUACUGACAUUGUAGAGAGACUGUCCUGGUCUACAAGGAUGAGAGAGUCUGUAGCACGGAAUAUCAGACUUAACAAUACAAUUCAUUACAUCAAUGAAUUGAUACCAGAACAACAGUCUGCUCUACAGAAUAAAUGCCGUAUAGCAUAUGUCCCACCCCUGGUAUUGUUAUACAUGCUAGAAAUCUUGUGUUACAGACAUGUAGACACAAGAAGAGUACAAACAGUUCUUGAUGAUCUACAGACCUUAGUUCACUAUGAUCAGGGACAGCUUAUAUGUUUACACUGCAGAGACAUAUCAUGGCAGAUUCUGGGGAUCUGUCAACAGGUAACAGGAAACCUCCAGGCUGCUCUAUACUCAUACCAACAAUCCCUUAGUCAAGAGCCAUACCACAAAAUACACACAGCCACAGAAAUAAGAAUGGCGCAGGGAGAGUAUCUUCAAUAA